Messenger RNA from Neltuma alba, 951 nucleotides. RefSeq names its product probable plastid-lipid-associated protein 11, chloroplastic. Bases 107 to 754 code for a protein of 215 amino acids. The transcript is spliced from 3 exons. Lineage: Eukaryota; Viridiplantae; Streptophyta; Magnoliopsida; Fabales; Fabaceae. The record is from RefSeq and is a predicted model, not a curated record.
AAAAACCGAAGUGUUUCAAACUUGAACCGUGAAAUGGAACAGAGCACCUCCGACCAUAAAUUCCCGUCAGUGUUACCCAAAAUGUCAUACAUAAUAUUUAUACACCAUGGCUGCAGCUACAGCAUCCCUCUUGCUUCCCAAGCCAUUCAAAUGUCAAAACCCUAAAUCUGUUUAUUCUCAUCCUGCAAAAUUCACAUGCUCUUCCUCCGUCACAACCCAAACACAAUCUGCCAAACAGGACCUUCUGAGCCUAAUUGCAGACCAGGACCGUGGCCUUAAGACCCAGAAUGAUCAACAAAAGCGAUCUCAAAUUGUUGAAGCGAUCGAUGCAAUGGCUGCCUUGGCCGCUGGUUCCGUCACCACUGGUGAUUCCCUCUCGGCCACAUGGAGGUUGCUUUGGACCACGGAGAAAGAGCAGCUCUUUAUAAUUGAGAAGGCUUACUUGUUUGGCACCCAAGCUGGUGAUGUUUUGCAGGUGAUCGAUGUUCAUAAUAGAACAUUGAACAAUGUCAUUACUUUUCCUCCCGAUGGAGUUUUCUUUGUUCGAUCCAAUAUUGAGAUUGCGUCGCCACAGAGAGUGAAUUUCAGAUUUACUAGCGCACUUUUACGUGGGAAGAACUGGGAAAUUCCGUUGCCGCCAUUUGGACAGGGCUGGUUUGACACCGUGUACCUCGAUGACGACAUCCGAGUUGCAGAGGACAUUAGAGGAGAUUAUUUAGUUGUUGAGCGUGCACCCUAUACCUGGAAAGAAUAAGAGUAAUCUUUAAUAUCACUGCAUGCGUAUAUUCAGUAUUCAGUACUGCAAAAAGAAGUGUACAUAUAUAAAUAUUUUAGGGCAUACAUGUAUAAUAGCCACAGGUCUCUUGUGCCCUUAGUGGCAAAUCGUACUUCCUAGAAUAAACUGCCUUACAUCUAUAAAUACCACGUGCCCUGCCACAUUUCAAUACGCAA